AUGAGUGAUAUUGAUUAUCCUCAAUUGUUAGAUUAUUAUAAAAUCGCCUAUGCCAUGCCCAAUCUCAUAUCUUACCACGAUGCCAGAUUGUCACAAUAUUUUCUUUCUUCCGUAGCAGCAAUGGCUGAACUUCAAGCCUAUAUACCGGACAAAGUCAGUAUCUUUUUAUACAUUCAUUUACUCUGCCUCCUCAUCCAAACCACCGAGCAUCAACAUUACAUCAAGACCAGCAUUUUUUUUGCAUACAUCCGAUGGUAUAAUUCGACAAAUGACAAUGAACACAGAGAUGAAGGUAUUGCAAUCUGCUUGCCAGAAUUCUCUGCUGAUAAUUAUCACAGCAUCUUGCCUGUACAUCGCAUACACUUAGAGGUCGCAACUGCUGUAGAUGUAACUGAUAUGAACGAAGAAAGAAUGCUGGUCAUUCCUAUGCCAAAAAAAUACUAUGCCUGA
Molecule: messenger RNA, 450 nt
Organism: Phycomyces blakesleeanus NRRL 1555(-)
Lineage: Eukaryota; Fungi; Mucoromycota; Mucoromycetes; Mucorales; Phycomycetaceae
Exons: 2
Coding region: 1-450 (149 amino acids)
Source: RefSeq, a predicted model, not a curated record